AUGGCGGAUGUAAUAAGAUCCAAGGACGGAGGUCGCGUAUAUAAGAAGAUUGGCGACUUGCCCGGACACAUUCGCAGACUGGCAAUCACAAAAGCAGCUGACAUGCAGUUCUUGGCGGUUCUGUUCCUGGCGGCCGUUGCUUCCGCUCUUCCGAUGGAGUACCUGGAGAGCGACGCCGAACCUGUCCCCGCCCUCAACUACGGCUCUCGUAGCUACCACCGAAACUACGGCUCCGCACAAACACAGAACCUUCACGGACUCAUCGUCAACAAGAGGUUCACUGAUCCUCUUCCCGAAGCCGUCGACGAGCCAGUCGUCCUGUACAAUCACGUCCGCCCUUACCCUGUCGGCCAUAGCUUCGUUCACCCUUACACCUACAGCCACGCCCACGCCCUCCGCAUAAGGCAGGCCCAGCCCGAAGUAGACCUCUCCGUCGUUCACCCACACGCCUACACCUACUCCCACGCCGCUCCGGUCGUCUCCUACGCCUAUCCCUACACCUACAGCCUCGGCUACGGCAGAGGCUUCGGAUUUUAA
This is a messenger RNA of Penaeus vannamei (Pacific white shrimp), 537 nucleotides long. The record is from RefSeq and is a predicted model, not a curated record. Lineage: Eukaryota; Metazoa; Arthropoda; Malacostraca; Decapoda; Penaeidae.